Messenger RNA from Vicia faba (fava bean), 762 nucleotides. The record is from the annotation of a GenBank genome assembly. NCBI's taxonomy places the organism in Eukaryota, Viridiplantae, Streptophyta, Magnoliopsida, Fabales, Fabaceae.
AUGGCUCCUUCCUUCACAGUAACUUCACGUUUUCAUGAAUCCUUCACCCGAAGUGCACUUCGCUCUUAUCUCGCUGAGUUUAUCUCAACUUUCUUCUAUGUCCUUAUCGUUGUUGCUUCUGGAAUGUCCUCAAGGAAGUUGAUGCCUGAUGCUUCACUGAACCCAACAAGUUUGGUCGUGGGUGCUAUUGCAAAUGCGUUUGCUCUCUCCUCAGUUUUGUACAAUGCAUGGGACAUCUCAGGUGGACAUGUAAAUCCUGCUGUAACAUUUGCAAUGGCUGUUGGAGGCCAUAUUAGUGUCCCAACUGCUCUCUUUUAUUGGGUUGCUCAACUUAUUGCAUCUGUUAUUGCUUGCCUUUUCCUCAAAGUCAUUGUUGUUGGAAUGCAUGUACCAACAUAUGUAAUUGCAGAAGAGAUGACAGGAUUUGGAGCAUCAAUAUUAGAGGGUAUCCUAACAUUUGUGUUAGUGUACACAAUAUAUGCUGCAAGGGACACUAGGCGUGGUCAAGUUGGUUCGACAGGAACACUUGUAAUUGGGUUAAUAGCAGGAGCAGGCGUGUUAGCAGCAGGACCAUUCUCUGGUGGAUCCAUGAACCCUGCAUGUGCUUUUGGCUCUGCUUCCAUUGCUGGAACUUUCAGAAAUCAAGCUGUAUAUUGGGUUGGACCCUUGGUUGGUGCUGCUGUUGCGGGUCUUCUUUAUGACAAUGUGUUGUUCCCUUCUCAGGAUUCAGAUUCAAUUAGAGGAGGGGUUUCAAAUGUGUAA